UUGACCGGCGCUCACUGUGACCGGCGCUGCCGAGCGGGCUCUGGGCUGCCGGUUAAAGUGCUGCGUGGGUGGACGCGGCAUAUCACACCCUGCCGACCCUCGGCCACCCCAGUGGGGGCAGUAGCUCAUGGGAAUGUGGUCUUGCUCAUAGUGGAGAAGACGACAGACUUCCCGUCUGCUGAGUUCUCUCUGGUGGAGGAUGUGGCUCUGCACUUCACCUGUUUGAUGGACAGGCUGAACGAGCAGAGACUCUUCCAGCCCGACCUGUGCGACGUGGACAUCGUUCUGGUGCGUCAGCGCAGCACCUUCCCGGCCCACAAGGGCGUGCUGGCCGCCUACAGCCCCUUCUUCCACUCCCUGUUUGCCCAGAGCAAGCAGCUGCGCCGCGUGGACCUGUCCCUGGACGCCCUGACCCCGCAGGGCCUGCAGCAGAUCCUCAACUUCAUCUACACCUCCAAGCUGCUGGUGAGCAGCCGCACCGUCUGCGACGUGCUGAACGCCGCCACCCUGCUCCAGAUGGGCGACAUCGCGGCGUCCUGCCGGGACCUCAUCAGCAGCCGCUCGCUGAGGACCGCCUGCUCCGAGAUGGCGAAUCAGGAAGGGCUCGGCUGCGGGGACCCAGCGGCGGGCCGGCCCCCCGCACAGCUGUACCGGGAGAUCAAACAGGAGGCAGAGCUGGGCCGGGUGUUCACCCGGGAGAGCAGCAGCCCCUUCUCCGUCAGAGUGGAGGAGGCGGGCCAGGCCGGUUCUCAGGCGAAGCCGUACUACCAGAAGGAGGAGGGCAAGGGAAGCGGGGCCGCCACCGAGGGGGCCGGCUCGUGCAAAGUGGAGGGCGACGGAGACGAGGCCAAAACGGCCGACGGCCACGCCUCCUUCAACAGGGAUCAGAUCAUCGUCGAAGUCAACCUGAACAACCAAACCCUCAACGUGUCCAAGGGACCGGAGGGGAAGCCGGCCACGACUACAGAGGCCAUGUUCGCCCAGUGCCACGACGAUGAGCAGGACUCGGAGGGCAAUGAGGAGAACGAGGGGGAGAACGUCAACACGGUCGUAGGAGAGGACGAGGAUGGAUUCAAGAGGGCCGACCUACUGGGGCAAAGCAGUGAGGAGGAGGACGAGGACGAGGAGGAGGAAGAAGAUGAAGAGGAAGAGGAAAACACCCUAAACAUUCCGGGCCUGGAGCAGUCUCCCGUGAUGGAGCGACCCCGCCGGGGCGCCCGGGCGUUGGCCAUCGCCAGCAUGACGGCGGCCAUGAGGCAGACGCUGGCCGAGGCCACGCUGGCCAACCGCCGGCCGGGCGGCCGGAGGACGCCGGACGCCGAGGGCCCGGGCCAGAAGGUGCGCCUGGAGGAGAAGCAGCACUUCCCCUGUAAGAAGUGCCCCCGCGUCUUCAACAACCGCUGGUACCUGGAGAAGCACAUGAACGUCACGCACAACCGCAUGCAGAUCUGCAACAACUGCGGGAAGCGCUUCCUGCUGGAGAGCGAGCUGCUGCUGCACCAGCAGACGGACUGUGAGAAGAGCAUCCAGUGCGUGACCUGUGGCAAGGCCUUCAAGAAGCUGUGGUCAUUACAUGAGCAUAACAAGAUUGUCCACGGCUACGCUGAGAAGAAGUUCUCUUGUGAGAUUUGCGAGAAGAAGUUUUACACCAUGGCUCACGUCAGGAAGCACAUGGUCGCCCAUACGAAAGACAUGCCAUUCACCUGUGAGACGUGUGGAAAGUCCUUCAAGCGCAGCAUGUCCCUGAAGGUUCACUCUCUGCAGCACUCGGGGGAGAAACCCUUCAAGUGUGAGAACUGCAGCGAGCGCUUCCAGUACAAAUACCAGCUGCGCUCUCACAUGAGCAUCCACAUCGGACACAAGCAGUUCAUGUGCCAGUGGUGUGGCAAGGACUUCAACAUGAAGCAGUACUUCGAUGAGCACAUGAAGACGCACACUGGAGAGAAGCCGUACAUCUGUGAGAUCUGCGGGAAGAGCUUCACGAGCCGUCCCAACAUGAAGCGCCACCGCCGCACGCACACCGGGGAGAAGCCCUACCCCUGCGAGGUGUGCGGCCAGCGCUUCCGCUUCUCCAACAUGCUCAAAGCGCACCGGGAGAAGUGCUUCCGCCUCAGCGGCCCCGCGGUCGCCGACGGGCCGGACCGGCCCCCGGCCCCCCCCACGGCAGACUCCUCCGGCCAGCUCCAGCUGACCACGCCCGCUGCCGCCUCCAGCCCCCACCCGCCCCACGCCUCCCAGGUGUCCAUCCCUCUGCUGCACCCCAUGGGGCCGCUGCCCCCGGCCUCGCAUUUACCCCCGCCGCCUCCCCUGUUCUCUGCCGGUAGGAUGAACUCCAACAACUAA
Menidia menidia (Atlantic silverside) is the source of this 2343-nucleotide messenger RNA. The record is from the annotation of a GenBank genome assembly. NCBI's taxonomy places the organism in Eukaryota, Metazoa, Chordata, Actinopteri, Atheriniformes, Atherinopsidae.